AUGCCAAUCGCACUUAUCUGUAUCCCAACAUCAUUCUCAAGAACUUCCGAUUAUUACCCAUCACCACUUAACCUCUUGUGGGCUAUAAUUCCUUUUUCUUUGAUUUAUACGUCUCGAAAAUUAUUGAUCGAAGACUUAUUUCCUAAGUUUGGAAGAAAAUUCAUAGUGAUGAAUCCAACAUGGUCCAAAGAAGUUCAAGAUUUUAGAGUACAGCGCUUUGGGAUUGUGUCUUUCAAAAUGAUAUACUUCUUUAUAUCGACUAUGUUAGGCGUCGUCUUAUUUAGAAAUGAGGACUGGAUGCCUUCUUAUUUAUUUGGAAAAGGAAAACAAGACUUGUCACUGAUUUGGGAAAACUACCCCGACCAAGAACAACCACCUCUUAUCACUUUUUAUUAUUGUUGGGAGUUGGGGUAUCAUUUCCAUUCGUUGGUGUAUCACAUCCAAAGCGAACGACGUAAUGACUACUUCGAGAAUUUACUCCAUCACGUCUCCACUAUAUUCUUAGUCAUCUUUAGUUUCAUUAACAAUUACGUGAGAAUAGGCACUUUGGUCUUGAUUUUACACGACGUUGGAGACUUCGCGAUGUACACCGCUAAGUCACUCCACGACAUGCCAAAUGACAAACCAGCUAUGUUCGCGUUUGUAGGGAUUGUGUAUACUUUCUUGAGAUUCAGAUUGGUUACCCUCGGUGGAUUUAUUAUUCCAGCGGCAUUCCAAGGGAGAUUCUGUGUGCCAGACCAUACUGCUGGGGCUUGGACGGUAUACUCAUUACUCACUGGAUUGUUAUGUGUGUUGCUUAUCCUUCACACUUACUGGUUCUAUUUGGUCUUGCAAAUGAUUUUUGGCUUCUUUAAAUCAAGAGGAACAUUCACUGAUCCACACACCAUCGGUGUCGAUUCACACACCACUGUGAAAUGA
Molecule: messenger RNA, 918 nt
Organism: Entamoeba invadens IP1
Lineage: Eukaryota; Evosea; Mastigamoebida; Endamoebidae
Product: longevity assurance factor, putative
Exons: 2
Coding region: 1-918 (305 amino acids)
Biological process (GO): ceramide biosynthetic process
Cellular component (GO): membrane
Molecular function (GO): sphingosine N-acyltransferase activity
Source: RefSeq, a predicted model, not a curated record